CGGAUAGUGGACUGGGCUAUGAGAAUGCACUCCUACCGGGGGAUACUGCAGAACGUGAAGCUACAUUUAAAUCUUAAUCUUUGACAACGUUUACGAUUAAUUAUGAAUGAGUGCAGUUUAUUUUGAAGUCCUGUUCUGUCGGGUUGUCCGCUUGCGUCUCGGAGCAGCUUCGCCGUGUUGGAGCGUGGAUGCCGUGAUAUUUUCUGACCCCUAUUUUACGGAAGUGGUGCGCUCCGCCCGUGGGUGCAGGUCUAGCCAGUCUACGGAGAUGGCACAUCGUUAUCUGACUAAGCGCAGUGGGACGGUCGCGCUCUGGCUCCGAUAUUAGACCGGUUAUCGGUAACUGAAUGACGGAUAUUGGAGGACGUUAUUACGAGUGUAAAGUUGCCGUGUUAGUCUGUGGAUCACCAGUAUUGUCGGUGUCCGUAUACGGGACCACCGGUCACGAGCAACCUGACAGCGCGAGCCUCCGAUGACAACCUAUGAUGCAGAGGAACGUGCACUUCGCGUGUUUGGGAAUGAGAGAUGCGAACUAAGAAAGGACAACGGGGAGAAAACAGUCCAGUGACGUCGCAGUUCCUUCUCUGCUUGAUUUCUAUCGAUUAACAAAUUCAAGGCGAUUUGAACUGGUCUGGUGGACAGACCAUAAUGAUCAUUCACCUCACGUCCAGCCUCGCGGCGUGAAGAGGAGCAGGGUUCCGCAUGUUUCUGAGAGAACGAAGCUAUAUUGACAAAUCAUUUGACUUUUUUGUAGCUUUUCUCUCUACCUUGCCAUCAGCUUUCUCAGUCUCAAGUUCCGCCACAGGCUAAAGCUAUUUUUAUCCAUCAUUAAUUCAUUUAUCAAGCCUGAGGGCGAGCGUUGAGACCACAUGGUGGCUUGUUUGUUUGGGUCAGUAUUGAAUCCGUCAUCCAGAAGGACAUGUGAGGGCGAGAAACACGGAUGUUACGUGUUACUGGUCACACCUGGACUGGUCCGAUAGCCAAAGCUGUUCUCACUUGAUGGUGAUAUGGGUUCAUUUUGACUAAGUAUUUGAGAAGAAUUAAAUUCAAAAUAAUUCCAGAUUAUUUCAAGGGGAGAAGCUUAACAGCAACAUGGUGUUAUGUCAUUUCUGAGGUGGAAAUGGAGGUCCUGUAGAACAUAGUAAACCGAAAGGACUAAAACCACAUACCCGCCCACCAACCCCACCACCAUCAUCACCACAGCAACUGCGGAAUGUUAGACGUGAGGAUGAAGGAGUUGUGUCGUAUCUGCGCCCGUGAGCUCUGUGGUAACCAACGCCGCUGGAUCUUCCACCCGGCGUCCAAGCUCAACCUGCAGGUGCUGCUGUCUCACGCACUGGGCCGCGAGCUGACCCGAGACGGCCGCGGGGAGUUCGCCUGCUCCAAGUGCGCCUUCAUGCUGGACCGCAUGUACCGCUUCGACACGGUGAUCGCCCGCGUGGAGGCGCUGUCCCUGGAGCGUCUGCACCGGCUGCUCCAGGAGAAACACCGGCUCAGCCACUGCAUCGGCGGACUGUACCGGAAGACUAACGGGGAGGAGGGGGGGGGUCGCGGGGGGGGGGGGCCGCCGGCCGUGGACGGGGUAGUGGACAUGACAGGUUUGACCCACGCCAAGUACUGCGCCCUGCUGCAGGAUGACCUGGUGUACUCGCUGUACGAGUCCUGGGCGGAGGAGGGGCUGGAGGUCGGAGGUCACCACCCUCAGUGUCCGGUAGGGUCGGAGGUCACGGCGGGGUCUCAGCCCUACGGGGUGGGGGGGGGCGCCCCCCGGAGGUGCCGCGGCUGCUUGGCGUGGCGCGUGGCGGACGCCGACUACGAGGCGGUCUGCAAGGUGCCCAGGAAGCUGGCCAGGAGCAUUUCCUGCGGGCCGUCCACGCGCUACUCGAGCGUGAUUGGUGGGAGUGUGAUGGGGGGCGGGAGGGGGAAGGAGGAAGCCUCCGAGGAGCCUCCGUCCUCCCUCACGUUGGUCCCCGGCUCCAAGCCCCCCUCGCGGGCCUCGGACAGCGAGCGCACCCUGGUGGGCAGGGCCAGCUCCAGCCCUUCCAUGGAGUCCCUGGAGGCGGCCGGAGAGCUUGCCCACAUGCCUGCCUCCAGGGACGGACACAGGGGGCCAGGGUUCCACCUGGAGGUCCAGGAGGACCAGGCCUCGGACUGCCUCUCAGAGGAGCCCCUGGGGGGCCACACGAGGCCCUGGUCGAGGCCCGGGUCGGCCUCCCGCCUUUCCCUGACGCUCUGCUUGGCCCACAGCUGUGCUGUGUACCGGCCAGUCCUCAGCCCCAAGGGGAGCAGGCUCCCAGUGCUGCAGCGCCUGAGCCCCAGCAACGGAGCUCCCCGACUGGGCUUCCCUGAGCCGGAGCUGGGGCUGGCAUACGGAGGUCUGGAGGGGGCAGGGGAGAUCCACUGUGCUGUGGCCGAUCUAGAGGCCCCCCUGAUCAGGCUGGAGGGGGGUCUGGAGGGGGGUCUGGACCAGGCGGACAUGGAGGACCUGUGGGAUGAUGUGUAUGCAGAGUGCCCCCCGCCACCCCCCCACCAGACCCUGAUCGAGGAGCAGCAGAACCAGCUGGACCAGUAUGAGUGUGCUGCGGGCCAGUGUGUGUGUGAGCUGCAGAAGGCCCAGCAGCAGGUCCAGUCUCUCCAGAACAAGAUCCACGAGAGCGAGGCCAACAACACGAAGCUACAGGAGAAGCUGGCAGAGAUGGAGGUGGAGCUGAGGGCCGUCCGCCAGGCGGCCCAGCAGCAGGAGAGAACCAUCCAGGGGCUCAGUGACUCUGUCAGCACCAGGGACAGCGAGGCCCAGGAGCUGUACCAGGUGAUAGAGGGGCAGAACGCCACCUUGUGUAAGCUGAGAGAGAUGGCUCAUCGCACACAGGUCACACACACACAGUCCCAGGCUCCAGAGGGGGGUGGUGAGGCUGGCAUGGUGACCCGGCUCCAGGCUGAGCUAGUGGGGGUGCAGAGCUCCCUGUUCUCCCUGGGUCUGGAGCUGGAGGCGGGGCAGCGCAGCCUGAGGCAGAGCCAGAGGCAGGCAGAGGACCUGGGCCGCACCAGGGACAGGCUCUCCUCCGACCUGCAGGAGGCGCUGCAGCACCGCCAGGUCACCCAGAAACACAACCAGGAGCUGUGUGCAGCGCUGCAGCAGGGCUCCAGAGAGCAGCAGGAGAGAGAGAGCACCCUGAGGGAGAGAGAAGCAGAGAGUCUCUCCCUGCUGCAGGAGAGAGACCGCAGCAUCACCCAGCUCAAACAGGCCCUGCAGGACAAGGAGAGACAGCUACAGGAGUGCUGUGCUGAGCAGGACUCUGUGACCAGGCCCAGAGAUGCUCUCCUGGAGAGACUGAGGGAACGCAUCAAGGAGCGAGACACAGCCCUGGAGAGGUCCAUCGAUGAGAGGUUUGUGUGUGUGGAGGAGAGGGAAGUGCAGGUGAGGAGGCUGCAGACGGCUCUGAGGGACAAGGACAGAGACCUGGAGAGACUUCACAGCAUCCUGACUAACAACGAGGACACUAUCACGAGCCUGGAUGCCCUGGUGCACAGUAAGGAGCUGGACUUAGAGAAGUCAAGUGAAGCCUUCAGGAACCUGCAGGGGCUGAAGACUCAGGAACAGGAGACACACACACACGCCCUCAGAGAGAGAGACACACUCAUUACACAGCUGCAGAACGCCCUGGACACACACAGUCAGGAGACACAGGAGCUGAGGGCCCGCCUGCUGACCCAGACCCAGGCUGGGCCCGGGGGCGUGCUGGACGAGCUAAAGGCCAGGCUGCUUCUGAAGGAGCGUCUGUUCCAGGAGCUGGUGUCGGACCGCGGGCGCCAGGCCCAGCUGCACCAGGCCCAGACCCAGGACCUGCUCAGCACCAUCAGCACCAGGGACCUCAGCCUCCAGGACUGCUCUGAUAGGCUCUCGCAGGUGAUCGGCGAGCGCACCACCCAACUGCAAGAGCUGCGCCGGCAGCUGUCGUCACGGGAAUGUGAGCUGGGCGAGCUGAGGAGGGAGAGAGAGAGGGAGGGAGGAGAAGAGAGGGAGAGACUGCAGGGCCUGCUGAAGGAGAAGGAGGCCUUCAUACAGGAGCUGUUGAAGAGGCAGGAGGGAGUGAUGAGCCCCUCCUCACCAGAGGGGGCAGCAGAGCGCCUGCAGGACGAGCUGCAGCUGCUGGUGAAGAAGGAGAGGGAGGCCCAGAGGGAGCUCUCAGCCCUGCGGGGCUCUCUGGUCCAGCUCCAGCAGCAGGCCCUGAAGCAGGGGGCUAGAUUUGAGGGCCUGGCCCAAGGAGCUGCCACCAAGGACAGCAUGGACCACCAAAGUGUGUUGGAGCAGCUGGUGUCAGAGUACCACUGUCUGAACCAAGCUCUCAGGGCAGAGAAGAAACUGUACCAGAGUCUCUCACAGCUCCACACUGGAGGAGACAGCCAGGAGAGGACCCAGGCCCUGCAUACUGAGCUGGAUUCUGUGCAGGCGCUGCGCGGGCAGCUAGAGGAGGUCCUGGCGAGGACCCGCAGCACGGCCCUGGCACUGGAGCGGGCGUCCGGGGGGCCGGACGGGGGGCCGGAGGGGGCCGGAGAGCUCAGCACGGAGGAGGAAGAGGAAGGAGAUGAUGAAGAUGGCAGCAGUGAUGAGUUCACAGACAGCAUCGAGGACGAUGAGGCCAGAGUUAGCUCCAGAACUCUGAUCUCCUCUCAGGUAGGGGGCGUGUCUGAAGGGCCAGGGGCCGCGGUGCCGACCCACAAGUCCGAGCGGCCUGGGCAGGUGAAGGUGCUAGAGGAGAUGGACCCCCUGCUGGAACACACAAGGAGUGAUCUGAGAGAGGAGGCCCUGAGAGAGGCCAGAGAGAGACCAGGGGGGCUGAGGCCGGGGCUGGGAGGAAAGCAUCGAAGCAGGCUGAGCUUGGAGGAGGAGGAGGAGGACAUGGAGGAAGAUGAGAUGGAGGAAGAGGAGGAUGUGGGAGGAGCCUCUCGUGGGAAGCGUGGCGCCCCGUGUGUGAGGCUGAGAGAGGGGCAGAGCCUAAAGAGACGCUGCACACGCCCACACUCCCUGGACCUGGGCACCCUGCUGUCCCACCGCCAGGAACACACACGCACAGAGGCGGGGCCUGGCGAGGUGGGUGGGUUCUGGCGGCAGGUGGAGGCGGGGCUUCGUGAGCAGGCGAGCCGUCUGCGUGCUGAUUUGGCGCUGAGCCGUCAGGAAGGGAGAGAGCUGCAGGAGAGGCUCAUGGUCUCCGAGGCAACCGUCCACGCCCAGGCAGAGCAGCUGAAGGACUACAGAGAGCUGCUGACAGAGACCUCCGUGCCCCAGGCCAGUAAGCAGGUGCAGGUGGACCUGCAGGACCUGGGAUACGAGACCAGCGGACGCAGCGAGAACGAGGCCGAGAGAGAAGACACUAGCAGCCCCGAGUUUGAUGAUCUGGAGAUGUGCACAACCCUGUCCCACCAGCAGGACUUCGAGGGCGGGGGCUGGUACCAUGGCGACGGCAGUGUGGGAGGGGCCUACGAGGAGGGGGAGGAUCCGGGGCCAGACUCUCUCCAGCAGUUGGUGGAGGACUUGCGUUCUCAGCUGAGCCGCUGUCACAAGGUGAUCCGCGGGCUGCAGCUACGGGUCCGCUCUCUCUCCUCCACCAGCGACUACACCUCCAGUCUGGAGAGGACCCCCCGCAAGGUUAACUGGGCCUUCGAGGCUUCCCCUGCGGCCAGCGGCCUGGAGGAGGAUGAGGGCUGGGCCUCGGACAGCCUGGGGCCUCGCCUGGAGCCCAAGCCCAGCCGGGAGCUUCGGGAGCUGGUGUCCCGCGUGGCCUCACUGGAGGCCCAGCUCAAGAGCUCCAGGCUGGACGGGAAAGGAGGCCUGGCGGAGGAGGAGAAGUGUGCUACCUGGCCUGGAAAGUACAACACUCUGAUCCAGGCGCAGGCUCGCGAGCUGUCACACCUGAGGCAGAGGAUGAGGGAGGGCAGGGGGGUGUGCCACAUCCUCACCCAGCACCUGGGAGACACCACCAAGGCCUUCGAGGAGCUGCUGAGAGCCAACGACAUAGACUACUACAUGGGGCAGAGCUUCAGGGAGCAGCUGGCCCAGAGCUCCGCCCUGGCUCAGAGGGUGGGCACCAAGAUCAGCGGACGCGAUCGAGCAGAACUCCAGGAUGACAAGAUGGGCCACGAGCUGCUUGCUCUACGGCUGAGUAAGGAGCUACAGCAGAAGGAUAAGAUCAUCGAGUCUCUUCACACCAAGCUGCAGCAGCGACCGGACACACCCUCCAGCUGCCACGCCCUCUCCCAGACCACCGACCAAUCGGACAGGACCUCCUUCGUGUCGGACGAGUGUCGGACCAAUGAGGAUCUGGAGCUGUGCUCGGAUGUGGAUGCCGCCAGCGAAUACCAGGAGGAGCAGAGGCAGGGGGCGGGACAUGGAACUAGAAGUGCAGACCUCCGCCCAUCCCUCCCUCCAUCCCAUGGUCUUAAGUCCUCCAGCAGCUGUCCAGCAUGCUUUGCUCUGCCCCCCAUCCUGGCAUACCAGUCCAACAGAGACCUCCUCUCCGGCCCUGUGUCCUGCUCCCUCCCCUGGCCUGCCCCGGCCCCUGAACUCUGGGGUCAUCGUGUGACCUUUGACCCCCAUCCCAGGGCCAUCUCUGUCACUGCUUCUCGGCAGGAGUUGGACACCUUGCACAGACAGAUGAACCAGAGCUUCGCGUCGCCUCACGUCAAGACCUUGUCGACGCUCUCCUCCCCCGCACACCCCGACCCCUCCCACUACAGCCCUGUUUCCCAUCAUGCAGUUCAGCAGUACCAGCUGGGGUAUGGCUCCUUGAAGCCCCACACUGGCCUGGCCACUGGUGGUGCAUUGUGGGAUAUGGAGAACAUGCUGCAGCCAAUCAAAAGCUUCUCUGAGUCAGGAUACCACUCGGGAAGUAACCACACAGGGGUGGAGCUGAUGGAGGAGCACCUGCGGGAGGCGCGGUGUCUGCGGCAGCGUCUGGAGGAGUCGAUCAGGACCAACGAGAGGCUCCGUCUGCAGCUGGAGGAGAGACUGGAGACUGGCACAAGACGAGAUGGAGGCGCUCCCACCAACAUCUACAUCCAGGGUCUGGACUCUGUCAGCCAGCUGUCUAACGAGGUGCGGCUGCUGAAGGAAGAGAAGCUGGCUCUACAGGGGCGCCUGCAGGCCAACGCAGAAGCGUGUGAGGAGGCGGGGCGUCUGCGGGAGGCGGUGCUGGCGGGCCACGCCCGUCUGAAGCAGGCUGAGCUGGAGGCGGGCCAGUGGCAGGAAGAGCUGCGGAGGCUGCAGGCCCACAGCCAGGAGCAGAGCCAGCACAUCCACACCCUGAGGCUGGACAGACAGGCCGGCCAGGAGAGGAACCACAGGCUCCAGCAGGAGGUAUCUCUGCUCCAGCAGCAGCUGGGGGAGAACAGAGAGCUGCUGCUCUCCCUGCAGAGUGAGCUGCAGGUCUACGACCGUGUGUGUGCCAAGGGCAAAGGCUACCUGAGUGAGGGCCAGCUGGGAGGGGCUGAGCUGGGGGAUCUUCUGGGGGAGGUGAGGAACCUGAGAGCCCAGCUGCAGAACAGCCUGCAGGAGAACAGCGCCCUCAAGCAGCUGGAGCUCCACAAGCAGCUGGAGCAGAGACUGGGAGGAGGAGGAGGAGGAGGGGGAGGAGGAGGGGGAGGAGGGGGGGGGGAGGAGGAGGGGGGAGGAGGGUCGCCCCGGACCCCCUCCCUCCCUACCCUCACCGCCAGCCCCCAGAGAGACAGCUUCUACAGGAGACAACUGCUGCAUGACCCGGCCCCGUCACCCCCGGUCAGGGACAUAGGCCUGUUUACCUGCGGGUCUCCCUACGUGGCGCCCCCCUUCGGUGGCCCCCCCUACGGUGCCCCCCCCUACACUGGCCCCUACCCUGACCUGGAGGACAGCCACAGCACAGUCAACGACCCUCUGGACCCCCACUCUGACCUGGAGGGGGAGGCGCCAGACGGCUCGUUCUCCAACCCUAACGGGCGCCACGCCGUCGGCCACGUGGACGACUUCAGCUCCCUGCAGCAGCAGGUCCUGGAGGGGAGGAGCCUGGUGCAGCGCAUGGAGACGGCUCUCAGCCAAUCACUGGUGGAGAGCGGCCAGGAGCAGGCCCUGGACUACGUGUGUGUGAGGAGUCUGCUGUCAGACACUAGGACCCUGAGGCAGAUCCUGGAGGAGGCGGUGUCUCUGCUCAGGAUGUUCUGGAGGGCUGCCCUGCCCAGCUCAGAGCGCUCCCUUCACAUCCUGAAGAAGGAGAGAGGCCUUCAGGAGGAGCUGCUGUCUCUGACGCUGCGCAUGGCGGAGAAGGAGGAGGUUCUGCAGGAGACCGUGAUGAGACUGAGGAGCACCAGCAGAACCAAGGAGAGCAUGGAGCACUUCAUCGUCAACCAGCUGUCUCGGACUCGUGAUGUGCUGAAGAAAGCCAGGACCAACCUGGAGAAGAACGAGCUCAGGCUCUCCUCUCUCAGCUCCUCCUCCUCCCCCUAUUCUGGUAACAGUUAGCCUUGUCCUGGGCCCUGGUUCUGACCCCUAACCCCUGUCCCCUGACCCCCCUAUAUUCAGACCAACUGCUCUGCUGGUACUUAUUGGGAGGGAUGUGUCAAAAAUCUCUCGACACUGUUAGAUGUCCCUGCUGUCCGACAAUAUUAACCUAUCCUCUUUGGGGUUUCGGAUUGUGGAGACGUUUAUAGCUAGAACCCAAACCAGGGGCAGGUUCUACCAGGACUGGGGUUCUACCAGGGCUGGGGUUCUGCCUGUUUUGGACAUGCUGUGACAUCACUGCUUCACCAUCCGCCUAUUCACUAUCGCCAUGGAGUCCAAAUAUAACUGUUUGUUCACCUAUUCAACAGAGUCCAGAUAUAACUGUGUUUACCUAGAAACCCCCCUCAUGUUAGACUAGCAGGAGCCAGUGGGGCCACGAGGCCCUGGACAGGUCCUACCACUGGGGCCUCCCACACUCUGCAUGCCUACGGCCUAGUUCCAUACUGUGUGUGUGCCGUCCUUUCAGUGGCCUCGCAAGCAGGUUCCUCUAGGACAGGGUUCAGGAACAGUCCUGUCCUUCAACGGCCUCGCAGUCGACUGCGAUCAUGUCAUGAACACGCACACACACACUUCACCCAGCGAC
This is a messenger RNA of Hypomesus transpacificus, 9110 nucleotides long. Its product is annotated as myomegalin-like. Gene Ontology annotation, cellular component: nucleus. The record is from RefSeq and is a predicted model, not a curated record. Gene Ontology annotation, molecular function: zinc ion binding. NCBI's taxonomy places the organism in Eukaryota, Metazoa, Chordata, Actinopteri, Osmeriformes, Osmeridae.